GUCACACCGCUGCUAUUUUCUCCCCUCAGUCCCUCUCACUCUCAGCCUACAGCUCCAGCGGACUGACACUGGGCUUUGGAUAGAAAGAAACGAAGAAUAAGAUACAAAACAGAGGCCAAAAUGGCAGAGCUUGGAGCGGGAAGCCUGCCGUUAGGGGAUCCUGCUUUUAAUUACCAGGAACACGAGCUGAACGAGAGGCUGAAACGACUCUACCCGGCUGUGAACGAGGACGAGACCCCUUUACCCCGAUCCUGGAGCCCCAAGGAUAAAUACAGCUAUAUCGGGCUGUCACAGAACAACCUGCGGGUCCAUUAUAAAGGUCACGGCAAGAACCACAAGGACGCAGCAUCAGUGCGAGCCACACACCCAAUCCCCGCUGCCUGUGGGAUCUACUACUUUGAAGUCAAGAUUGUCAGCAAAGGUCGAGAUGGGUACAUGGGCAUCGGCCUGUCUGCCCAGGGAGUCAACAUGAACAGGCUGCCUGGAUGGGACAAGCACUCAUACGGUUACCAUGGAGACGACGGCCACUCCUUCUGCUCCUCUGGGACUGGCCAACCAUACGGCCCAACAUUCACCACGGGGGAUGUGAUUGGCUGCUGCGUUAACCUCAUCAACAACACUUGCUUUUACACCAAAAAUGGCAUCAGUUUAGGUGUAGCCUUCACAGACCUCCCUCCCAAUCUGUACCCCACUGUGGGGCUUCAGACCCCAGGCGAGAUCGUAGACGCUAACUUUGGCCAGCAGCCGUUUGUCUUCGACAUCGAAGACUACAUGAGUGAAUGGCGGGCCAAGAUCCACGGCAUGAUCGCUCGCUUCCCCAUAGGAGAAAGACUGGGGGAAUGGCAGGCCGUCCUGCAGAAUAUGGUGUCCAGCUACCUGGUGCACCAUGGGUACUGUGCCACCGCAACAGCCUUCGCCAGAGCCACAGAGACCAUGAUCCAAGAGGACCAGACAUCUAUAAAGAACAGACAGAGAAUACAGAAGCUGGUGCUGGCAGGACGGGUGGGCGAAGCCAUAGAAGCGACUCAGCAGCUUUAUCCCGGCCUGUUAGAACACAACCCCAACCUACUAUUCAUGUUGAAGUGCCGUCAGUUUGUGGAGAUGGUGAAUGGUACAGACAGCGAGGUUCGCUGCUUGACUAUUCGCUCCCCUAAGUCCCAGGACAGUUACCCCGGCUCACCCAGCCUUAGCCCCCGCCACGGAGCCAGCAACACACACCUGCACACUGGAGGAGCAGACAGCCCUACCUGCAGUAAUGGGGUGACCCCCCCCAACAAGUCAAAGAGCCACGGCGGUACUGGCAGCAGCAGUAUCAAAUAUCCCAGCGCGUCCUCUUCUGCCUCCUCCUCCACCUCUUCCUCCCCUUCCUCAGUCAACUACUCUGAGUCCAACUCCUCCGAUUCCACCAAGAGCCAGCCACACAGCGCCAACAGCACCCAGGAAACCAGUGACAGUGAGAUGGAGAUAGAGGCAGAGCACUAUACCAACGGGGUUGUUGAGGGCUCCUCAGCGCGGAUUAUGAAUGGGACAUACAAACAUGAAGAGAUCCUUCAGCCAGAUGACAACAGCAUUGGCAAUGGGGUCACAGCAGAUGAGGGUUGUAGUAAUAGCAAACAGCUUUGUGGAGGGAACCAGGCAGCCACAGAGAGGAUGAUCCAGUUUGGACGGGAGCUGCAGGCGCUCAACGAACAGCUGUGCCGCGAGUACGGCAAGAACGCCACACACAAGAAGAUGUUACAGGAUGCAUUCAGCCUGUUAGCGUACUCAGACCCGUGGAACUGUCCCGUUGGCCAGCAGUUAGAUCCCACGCAGAGAGAAUCACUGUGCUCCGCUCUCAACAGCGCCAUACUGGAGUCCCAAAAUCUGCCUAAGCAGCCUCCACUGAUGUUAGCACUGGGUCAGGCCACAGAGUGUGUUCAGCUCAUGGCCCGAGUCCGGUCUGGUUCCUGCUCUUUCGCCAGAGUAGACAACUUUUUGCACUAGCCCCGGUCCAGGUUAAUGUUAAGUAGCACUGAGAGAAGGCAUGUCCAGCAGGUAGUUGUCAUGGCGACGGAGGAAAGAGCAUGCGUGUGAUUGGUGUGUUUGGCUGUCCGUCAGACCAAGUCAGCGGCACAGACAGAGGAGCGGAGGAGAGCAAGAGAGAAGAAAGCUUCCUUUUAAUUUAGUAUUAUCAAAUAAAGAAACGUGUGACACUAUUUAAAGAUAAUUAAUUAUUAUUCUGUUUAUCUAGCCUUUUUUUUAGUUAUUUUUUGUCAGUUUGUUGUGCUCAUCCUGGACAAAACAAAUUGUAAUUCCCCUUUUUAUUUUUUCUUCUGUUUUAAUGGGUGGAUUUUGAUUCCCUACAAUCAGUAUUUUACUCACAUUGUUGUUGUUGUUCACCAUAUCACAGACCACAAUACCCACAGCUGGUUGCCACGGUGACCCCCACAACUGUAGGUCAGGCUUAGCAAAACCUGAGGUAUAUGACAUCAUUUUUAAUAAGAUGUAGAGGACAGACUAUACAAACUCUGAGCCCUUUAUUCCACUUCUGCUUGGAAGUGCAUUCAUGUCUUGAAAUGGGGUGAGCAAACAAGUCGCCAGCAUGAAAACACCUCUGACCGUGUGGAGCGGAUCAUUAGCUCUGGUCAAGGCUGAUGCAAUACAGUAGUAAACACUAACACUGAUAGAAAUCGGACUGAUGUAAGACAAAAGUGAGUCACCAAUUAUUCCAGAAAGUUGGAAACAAAAAUUUGGUGGCUGUGUUUUGUUGCCAGAACCUUCCUAUAUUAUAGUUAUACUGUGAGCUAACAGAUUAGUAGCCAAAAAACAGGACCCAUCCUGACAAAAAUAUCACCUUUGUAUAAAACAUAAAUGAAGGGUCUUUGUAGUGGUGAACACUGCCAGUAACCAGGGGAAAAGGGUGAUGACAAGGGAUUAAAUUGGAAUAUUGGACGUGUCGAAGCCUUAAUUUUGCUGUGAAUACCACAGCAUUGAGCAAUCAGUGAUGUGGUUGCGGGUGGCAGAGCUCAACCCUAGCUACAGCUACACCACCUGCUCUCAGGUCUGAGCCUAACACUAUUACCAUGGUCACCUUGAGUCCAGCAUUGGGAAAAUCAGUAUCAAAGGCAGACUAACAAGCAUAGUGUGUGUAUGGCCAGAAGUCAAUCCACUUCAGGUGUCUUUAUUUUUUUUUAAUAUCGUCCACAGUCUGACCUGCUGUGUGCAUGUGCUGUCGUAAUUAGAAUUUCAAAUAAAGAGGUGAAGUCAUUUGCCACACAGGAAGGUUUUUUAAUUUUAGGGUGCACUUUGUGAUAAUUGCAUCACAGUCUUUCUUUCUUUUUGAUUUCAAUCCACUUAAAGCCAGUCCUGUUUGUAGGGAAAAGGCUUUUUUCCCCCCACACAGACCCCUUCAUUUCUCUAACAACCAUGAACUUGACUGUGUUCUUCCCGCUAUUGGAUAGAGGGACAUAGUCAAGUCAAAUUUAUUUAGUGUGUAGCCCAAACUCACAAGAUUGUCCCAGAAUGUUUUUCACCCUGAAUAUUAACAUGAUAAUGAGAUGGAAAAGAAGGAUCUUUUUAUUAAUCAGGUUCGCUGCUGGCCACUAUGAGAUUUACAAAGAAGUCAUCAUCACAUUGCUUUUGUACAGGAGCUUGUAUUUUAGAGUCACAUCAGUAGUAACAAAACUACCAAAUACCACAUAAAGCUCCAAACAACAUAAAUUACUCCUCAUUGUCAGAUGCUAGUGUUCAAUAUUGAAUAACUUAAACAUCAAAUACAUCCAUAUAAAUCAAUUGAAAUAUAUAAUUGAACCUUUAAGUUGUUAACUAAUGUAAUACAGUUUUAGAAGGAAAAUUCAAUUAUAUUAGUGUCACUCACCCAGGCUCAGAAACCGCUAACUGAAAUUUAGUCAGCUAGCUCCUGUUUGCUAGUAGCUAACUUACUAGCUACUUAGCAGAGUCACCCAAUGAGUUGCUGCUGCUCAUAAGCAAUGAUUGAACAGCAUAAAUGCAUAAACAAGCAUAAACACACUUGUUUAUGUUGAAGAUGUUGUAGCCAACAGGAGUUAGCUAGCUAGCUAGCUGGAAGUUAGUGGGCCUGAGUUCACUUUUGAUAAUAAUUAUUUUCUUUUAAAUAUUAAAUUAUUGUAUCUCUAGAUUAUUAAUUUAAUAUUGGAUAUGUUGGUUUCUCUUUUAGAAGUUGGAAUCUAUUUUUUUCAUUUUAUCCAUAACUGUGUAUUCUUCAUCUCAGUGAUGAGCAGUUGUUAAUUUGGGAGGUCAAAGUCAUCAUCAUCACCUGCUUUCUGUCUCUGUAUAUCUAAACUGAUAAUGGUUCAUGGCAAAAUUACAACUCUGACUCGACUGCCCCCCAUUUUUAUGUGAAUCAUUAGUCUAAUUGGGUUUUGAUUAAAAUUGUUCCAUCCCUCAGCUUUAUCUAAAACAUUUUACUUUUGUUUUUACACAGGACCUAUUUUCUACCAAAUAGCAAUGACUGAAUGUUGUCUGACUAGUGGCAAACUGUCACUCUGGCUGCGUUGUUGUCACCUGGGAAAUGGCUCAUGGAUCCACCCUGAAGUGUAUAUUGCCAUUUAUGAGAGAAUUCCCAUCUAAGGUAGAGAAAUAUGGAUAAAUAUAAUACCGGAGAUGUGUGUAUGCAGUGUGGGGUUUACUACAGGGUAUGUGGUCAAACUUUAUACCAAGCUGUUUUUUUAUAAACGCACAUUCUGCUAUAAUAGGAACUAUUCUAAUAACUACACAUACAGUACACACUUGACAUCUGCUUCUACAGUUGUAAAGGACUUCUGUUACACAUACACACACGCACACACCUGUACGUGAAAGAACAACCUCUGUUGCAUACCUGUAGGGAACAAGUCUCCCAGCUGUCCUUUGUGUUUGAGCCUGGGCUGUAUCUCAGCGCUGUUACCACGCACCCUUCCUCUACUCCCUGCAUAGACAUAGCCACUGAUGUGAUCAGUGAUUGUUUUAAGGAAAGGAGGGAUGUGAAUUGUUGGGAAAUGGGCCCCGAGGCCUCUGAAGCCACAUGGACUUCUUCUGGAGAGGCCGGGGAAAUGGAUUUAGGCAUCACAGACAAGCUGUGCACAGUUGACUUCUAUCAUGAUUUUAAUUUCAUAUUUUGACUUUUGAGUUUUAGCAAAAAAAAUUUAAAAAAAAGAAAGAAAAAAAACAAUUGUGAGAUGAGUUACCCUCUACUUAGCAUGACUUUUAAAACCUUUAAAAUGAUAUAUAAAAAAGGAAAAAUGAUAAUUGAAAAAAAAAAAAACCUAUGUACUGGAAACAUGUUAAAGAAGAAAUAUUGUAUUCUGUUUAAUUUUGACAGACUUAUUUUUAU
This is a messenger RNA of Seriola dumerili (greater amberjack), 5329 nucleotides long. RefSeq names its product RAN binding protein 10 (gene ranbp10). Gene Ontology annotation, molecular function: protein binding. The coding region runs from base 121 to 1983 and encodes 620 amino acids. The transcript has 15 exons. The record is from RefSeq and is a predicted model, not a curated record. Gene Ontology annotation, cellular component: cytoplasm. Gene Ontology annotation, biological process: cell surface receptor signaling pathway; cytoskeleton organization. Lineage: Eukaryota; Metazoa; Chordata; Actinopteri; Carangiformes; Carangidae.